Messenger RNA from Benincasa hispida (wax gourd), 886 nucleotides. Its product is annotated as transcription factor IBH1-like 1. The record is from RefSeq and is a predicted model, not a curated record. Gene Ontology annotation, biological process: regulation of DNA-templated transcription. Gene Ontology annotation, molecular function: protein dimerization activity. NCBI's taxonomy places the organism in Eukaryota, Viridiplantae, Streptophyta, Magnoliopsida, Cucurbitales, Cucurbitaceae.
GUCUUUCUCUCAAAACCCCACCAUCCUUUCAUCUCUAACACACACAUAAAAUCCCCUUUCUGCAAAUCUCUUCAAUCUCUCAUUCCUUUUCCCUUAUUUCUUUCUCUCUCUCUCAAUGCAACCCUAAUUCUCUUCUAAAACCCUAAAUUCUUCUUAAAAAUCCAAUCUUUCCUCUACUAUCUUUCUUUUCUUCAAAAAAAUGCCCAACCCCAACAAGCUCAAACAACAGUUUCUCAAGAAAUGGUUGGUAGGUCUUAAGUCAACCACUUCUUCAAACACAAACAUGAACAUCCUAGAAAGAAAGAAAGCCAUAAAGAUGUCGGCCGACUACGCGAUGGCCGCAACGAGGAACGGCUCGACUAUUUGGAGUCGAGCCAUCAUUGCCAAAUCUAUUAAAGGCCAAGCUCCACUUGAAGCCAUAUCGAAUCGUCAAACGAUUUAUGCGAAGCUCCAAAGGAAGAAGAUGACGACGACGACACUGUGGAAGAUGGGUCGGAGAGUAGGUCGAAAAGUGGCGAGGAGCCGCUCGCCUCCGUGGAAGGCUUUAGCAAGGACGGUUGCAAAGAGAUUGGUUGAGAAAAGAACCAAAGUUUUGAGGAGUUUGGUUCCGGGAGGAGAGUUUAUGGAGGAUGAAGUUUUGUUGAUUGAAGAAGCCCUAGAUUAUAUAACGUUUCUUCAAGCUCAGGUUGAUGGAAUGCGUUUUCUUGCUAAUUAUUGCAAAUGAGAAUUCAAAAUAUCAAAAUUUAGGUACUCAAUUAAUUACUUUGUAAUAUCAUUUCUUUUUCCAAAGGGCUUGUUAGGGAGAAUAUAUAUUCACUAAUGCAAUAUUGUACAUGUGAAAAUAUAUUUUAUAUAUAUAGAUUUAAGUGAAUUUCAAGUUUUUUAA